AAUUUCCCAAAUCCUGUGCACAUUUAGGGCGGAAACUCUUUUAUGAUAUACCAGAAAUAUUUGGCAUUACAACGUAUCGAACGGUUUUCAAAAGCGGUCACAUUCAUACGCUGUCCAGAAAAUACUCAUAAAUAUUUAAAAUUUUCAAUAUAGUUGAGCAGAAAAUAAUGUUGCAGAUAGCAAAACUGCAGCACAAAGCGAAGUUUUAAUUAGUCCAACCAACGCAUACGAACGGUCACACGAUGCUGAUACGCUGGAAGAGCAAAGAUAAAAGUUCAUCGAACCAGAGCAGCAGCAGCAGCAGCUCAUCAAAGAAGAAGCGAAAAGGACGUGAAGCAGAAGAAGACUGGCAAAAUGAAUCGAAAGCAGGACGUAUGCCGACUAAUGAGCAGGUUAGCGAUCAUCGGCGUGGCAUGCGUCGCGAUGAUCCGCGGCGGCAUACACUGGGAGGCGAUAUGAUUAUGUACGCUGGGAAUCAGGGACAACAGCAACAACGAGCCAUGGAUUUGGAGAUGAGCACUCGUGCACAGAAGAACAAAAAGAACAAUGUGCCACGUGGCUAUACGCCCUUAAAUCAGGGGCCCUUAUUUGACGAUGAUCCAGGUAUUAUGUCCGAGGUAGAAACAGCGAGCACUGGGUUUCGGCGUGGCAACAAGCAGCGCUCUUCCUUGCCGGUAGUUCGAACCCCUUCGAAAACGUUGGAGAGGCCAUUAGGUCUCGUGUUUCUGCAAUAUCGGUCGGAAACGAAACGUGCCCUAUUGCCAAACGAAAUCACCUCGAUCGAUACUGUGCGCGCCCUGUUCGUGCGCUCCUUUCCUCGCCAGCUAACCAUGGCAUAUCUGGAGGGGCCAAACGUCAAAAUAUACAUACAUGACGCCAGCAAGGACAUGUUCUACGAAUUGGAAGAUGUACGUUCACAUUUACGCGAAAUACGCGAUCGUUCGGUGCUUCGAUUAUUUGAAUCCACAGAAGUGGCUGCACCGCCGCAAAUUUUACCCGGCGGACCUGGCGUUCCGCAGCCUCUGCCUCAAGUAACGCCAAAUCACUGGGAUCAAGACCAGAGUUACUUCAGCGAACCAGAAUUCGAUUCGGAUUACAAACAUCAACAUAUUCACAAAUCAAAGAUUGGCAAACAGGCCGCACCGUACUACGUAGGCGCCUCACAGACCUUACCGCGCGGCAUGUACUCGUCCGAGCGCACCAAAGUUCCCAUAGGAGCGCCAGUGAAACCCUUGAGGGCGCAUAACUCAAGAGGUAGCAUGGAGCCCUUAUUUCCUUAUUCCCCGGACCAGUUGUAUAGCAUCCCAGAUGGUUACUCCAGUUCACCUGAGCGCAGCACACGAGGCAACUACGAGGAGCCUUACUACAGCCAAUACGGCACCAGAGGACCGGUCGUCGCGCCAAUUAUUGACGAAGAACAGAGCGAAGUGGGACUUGCCGAGGAUCAAUAUGCCGUAUACGGAAUGAAAGUGGGACCAGGCCGAAUGCCGAGACCAAAUCAAAUGUAUGACAAUGCAAGGCCUGAGGACUUGCAUCGCAUCCGCGUGGAACACAUGGAGCGUCAAUUGGCCAAUUUGACUGGACUAGUACAGAAAGCGCUCGUAAACCAACAUCCGCAAAUUGCACCAAUCGCUGUGCCGACACUGGAUCAAAACUAUUUGGUUGUACCUACGCAGUGCCAAGCUAACGGGUCGGGAAAUGAUUUGUAUAUAAGAGAAAAAGCACCCAAGUUAGGGAAGAGCUCAUGUCAGAAAUCAGUGUCGUUCGAAAAGUCAGUAUCCUUUAGCGACGACAUACAAGGAAUACCGAAAUCUCAUAGUCCUCAACACGCUGCCGAUACAAAACCAACAAAACCAGCCAUAAAAUCAUCGACAUUACCUCGAACAUCGUCGCAGGCAGAGAGAGACCGCCUUAAGCCACCGCCACCCCCCAAGCCCUUGGUGCUGGCCCAGCCGCAUCAAACAUAUCGCGCUGACAUUGCACUCGCCCCCGAGGUGUACAAUCAUUUACGUGGUCUACAGAAGAAGGCCAAGGACUUGCGUAUGGAGGUGCGUACACUGCGUCGACUGUCACAGGCACAGGCGGUCGCAGUACGCGAGGACAUAAAAGGCACUUUCAUGCGCAUACGAGCCACACUACUGGCCAGCAGCGGCACCUUCUGGGGCACUCAUCAGGGCGAUCAGGAUGCUACACGUAUCUCGCGUGAAGAAGAACUCUACAAGCAGGAAGUCAUUAGGCUAGAGAAAGACCUCAGCGAUUUGGAGGCCUCCGUAGAGACGUUGCGCGGCGAGGUUAUCAACCGGCGUACGCGCGUCAAUAUGACGGCUGUGGAGGAUAUGGCCUUGGUGCUGAGCAGAGCGAGCAAAACCGUUGCUGAGUUGAAAAUGAAGUUUCCCGCGCUCUCGAAUGGGCUGCGCUGCAUGCUAUCCAGCGAGAUGGAGCGCGUUGUUCGCGAGGAGAAAUUUCUCAAGGAAGAACCCGAUAGGCUCGAGUCGGCACUAAGACGCUGCAAGAAGCUGACUGGCACCUUGGUCACACUGAAAAGAUUGGCCAGCGUACAAGAGCAACGAUUACCCCCUAACGAACCGCAAAUCAACGAAGAGCCGCCACGCUCCGCCGAAAUCUCGAACACGGACAAACCAGUCCCAACACCCAGGAUGGGGUCGUUCGUUAUCAGCGGGGGACCCGAAAACGCACUCGAUGCUCUGCUAGACGAACUGCAGACAUUCUCGAAGCCAUUGUCACAGAAUAAUGAGGCACGCCCUGACGACUCGACAUCUGAUGAAAGCUCACAAGCUGUACAAAGCACAGUCACCACACAAAUAUCCCAAGCACGCCUAUACAUCCAAACUACUGACACAAACACCAUUCCAAUACAAUCGCAACCGAUUCCUGCCAUGGUCACUGGUAUGGUUAAUACUUUGCCUCAUAAGCUUAACCACAAUAUCGCUAAUACAAACUUGGCCAAUCCGGCAGUUGCUGCCUCGCUGAUGAUGCACACUAAUGUUGGCAGUCUUCGUCGACUCCAUUCCUACCCCAGCGGCUCAGACACGGACAUGUCGCCACCACAGAAUGUACGCGCCUCCACAACUAAGCCACCAGUUCCCGAACGCACCGCCGAACUAAUUACAAAAGUGAGCAACAAACGCAUACCGCCGCCGCCACCACCGCGCACCAGCUCACGCAGUCCAUUAGCCAGUCCCACCAACCCCAAUGUGCCACAACAAUUGCCAACUGUAUGCGAAUCUGACGUCUUGGGCAACAAGUCGGAUAGCGGUGGUGGCAGUGGCAGUGGCAAUUCCAGCGGCAACGAAUCAGCCAACGAUCAUGUCCAACGGCAGGUGGCUUUGGAAAUGCGCCACCAGGAGUUGCUGAAAAAACAAAAACUCCUUCAGGAGCAAUAUCAACGCUUGCAGCAGAUGACCAAGAUUUCUGGAGUUGAAAUUGGCGCCGCUGAAAGUAACGCUCAACUACAGAAGACUGGCAGCGAAUCCAACUUGCAGCAAAAGAUUAGUUUUAGCAUCGCCAAUGCAGGGGAGAAAUCGGAAGUGCAAGACAAUGUCAUACCAGCACCGGAUAAGAAUAAUAAGACAAUGCAGUUAGUCAAUAACAUCGCUGGCAUUCCGGAUGUGAAGGGAAACUCAGGCGGUGGCGGCGGUGGCAACGAGAAGAGUGGCAAUAGUGUAGGGGGUAGCGGUGGCGCUACUACCAAGCAGCUUUACGAGACAGAGAUACUCUAACAUAAGCCAGUAAUAAUGGUGGAAUGGCAGGAAACAGAGAUCGACAUUUGAGUAAAGCAUAAAAGGCACAAACAAGCUCGACGCACUGGAGCACAAGUGUUACUUGGAACACGCUUACCGCUGGCCACCGGCAACUGGCAAACGUUGCUAUAACAACUCUGAAAGAAAUCCACAUACAUACUGCACCGCAAAGCGAAUGAGAAAGAGGAAUAGAAAUCAAUUAAGCAACGAUUCUGACUACUUUUAAAAGCGAACAGGAAUGACCGACCGACCGUUGAUGUGAGGCAGUAACAGAAAAUACAUAUAGGACAAUAGAUGUCGCUAGUACUUAGUAAUUGAUAUGUAUAAGUAAUAAGCGAUAAAUAUAUGUUUGUAUGUAUUAGGAUGUGAACACCUUGCAACACAGGCAGUGAAGUAUUCUAAGUCGGACUUAUUCGCAAAAAUAAUUUAGAAACGCUAAUGAGUAAUGGCGGCUUAGUUGCAGGGCGAAAAGCUGAAUUAACAAAGAAAAA
This is a messenger RNA of Rhagoletis pomonella (apple maggot), 4252 nucleotides long. RefSeq names its product coiled-coil domain-containing protein CG32809. The coding region runs from base 243 to 3740 and encodes 1165 amino acids. The record is from RefSeq and is a predicted model, not a curated record. The transcript has 21 exons. Lineage: Eukaryota; Metazoa; Arthropoda; Insecta; Diptera; Tephritidae. Gene Ontology annotation, cellular component: cytoplasm.